GAGAGAGAAGCACGUGUACGCUCGUUUCUCUUCAUGAACUCGACACUCGGUUCCCACAACCACCUGUGGAUGGCCAAUACCGUCAGAUUUCGCUAACUCUUUUGUGAUUAUUUGAAUAAGCAGAUACGAUGAAAAGAUAUGUGACAGUUAUAGCAGAAAAGGAAUAAAGUGCGAUUUGUGGAUUACUAAAGAGUUUAGCGAGAAAGAACCGCAGUUAUUGGGAAAUUUCUACAACCCGUUUACUUUAAUUGCUUCUCCCGCAGUCUAUUUAUUUUCUCCUGGCGGUGGACUAAAUACAACAAGUGCAAAUCACACAGGCUUAACUCAGUUUAUAUGUCAAAGAAAAUUUUCGAAACAGCUGAUCGGAGAUAUCAACGAGGAAAAAAAUAGUGAUCCAAAUAUCGCGGUAACUUAUGACUCUUUAAAAUAAGAAUCGGUUAAAAUUCCGAAAUACCCGAUCGGUUAGACUUUUAAAUCUUUCAACAAACAACAAGUACAAGAAAUCGAACAGCCGAUCGUGCAUAUUCUUUCCUGCAAUUCAGUGUUACCAAGAUUAUUGUUUUGCGUGUGAUUUACAAGUGUUGCCAAGGCCGUGGGUAAGGUAAUCGUAACAUACAUUCCGAUCGCGAAGGCUAAUCUGUAAGUGAUUUAUCCUUGCAAGACACUAACAGUGAUAACGAGAAAGUGUGAAAAAUCUGAGCAAAUCUCCCAGCAAAGUUUCGUUGAGCGUGACAACUGCCCGGCGUUCGCGUGUGGUCAUUAACGAAAUCCUCGUUAUGUAUGGAUUGCGUUCGGUCGGUCGACACAACGCAUGACGAAGAUGAGAUGAAAGAUUGUACUUAAUCCUUAAAAAAAUAAAUAAAAAUAUAAAAGGAGAAGAUAAGUGGCGACAAAUUCCUUUUCGUUCGGUCGCAUCACACCGUGACACAGAUAACGAAAGAGAGAAAGCGAUAGAGCGAGAGAGAAAAAAACAAAACAAGAAGAGAUACAUAAAUAUUAAGACACAUCCCACGUAUCUCCUUGAGGAAAAGAAAAGAAUAGGAAAAAAAUAACACGAGAUGUCAGUCUACAGCCAGAGUACGAAGGACGUAGGUGCUUCCUAAGGCAUAGGAGGAGGAGCUAUUAAGAAGGAGAACGAGGAAACGCAACAAACACACCCUGUAAGGAGGGAAAUUACAUACAUCACAAACAGACAAAAGAGCGUCGCAAGAUGGAUUCCUGUGUGCAGCCACUCGGCCUAGGCAGCCUCCCUUCCUCCCACAUGUUCCUGCUGCAGCCGCGCCUACUGCUGCUCCUCCUGCUGUUCCUGCUGGUUGGCGGGCAGGAGCCUCCGCCUAACUAUUCGCACGACUUGCUGCCCGAGACUAACUUCACCUGCAGCGACAAGGCGACGGGCGGUUACUACGCCGAUCCGGAGGCAGGCUGUCAGAUGUUCCACGUGUGCGUCAGAGUCUCCGAUGAAGAGAUUCGCGACUUCAAGUUCCUGUGCCCGAACGACACGGUGUUCGACCAGCAGAACUUCAUCUGCGCCAACUGGAGGGACAUCGACUGCAAGCGCUCCACUCGCUACUACAGCAAGAACGACUUGUUCCGGGUGGACGAGUCGGCGGCCGAGGAGGAGUACGAGACCGAGUCCUCGAGCUCCGUCUUCUACGAGGACGCCUACGAGUACAGCGACCUGCAGGGCAGGAACUCGCCCGAGUACGUGUACGAGUACUACGAGUACGAGGCCGACCACAGGUUCAGCACGGGCGCCGGCGGCAGGAAGGGUAAGUCCCAGGACGGGGACGCCGCGCAGUCCCCGAACGCCCUCUCCACGUCCCCCUCGAUCGCCACGGCCACCACUGCGGCCGCUCCGUCCACUUCCACCACGACCUCCACCACCACCACCACUACAACGACAACAACAACGACAACCACCACUACGACACCCAAGCCUACCACCACCACCACUACAACCACUACCACCACCACCCCCCGGCCCACCACAAGCACGACCCCCCGCAUCACCACCCACCGGCCGCCCCUGCCCUUCCGCCCCGCCUUCCGCCUGGGCAAGCCCGUGGUCAGCAUCAGCAGCUCGCCGAGGCCCGGCCAGGCUGGCCCCCCCGCCCCAGACCGCGCCUCGAGGCCCAACUUCUCCGGCCGCUUCGAGACCUUCCUGGCCGACGAGCACGAGGACGAGGACAACCUGUUCCAUGGCGUGAGCGACCCCUUCGCCAGCUACGACUGGCGCCGGGAUUCCUCCGGGGUGACGGCGUCCACGAAGACAACCUACGAGCAGCGCUUCGGGACGGGCCCGCGCGCCCGCCCCGCGGCGCCGCUCUUCUCCCCCGCCAGCAGGAACCAAGAGUUUACCUCCACCACCGCCAGGAACAGGGAGCCCGAGCCCCCCGCGCCCACCACGGAGAGGGCGGAGGAGGAGGCCGCGUGGACGGGCCGGCGGCGCGGCAGACUCUCGUCAAGCCGAGGGACCUCCAGGUACGUCGACCGAUCCCGGUCCCCGGCCGCCGCCUCGCCCGACGCCUCCCACGGCGAGUUCGCCAACUUCCGCUACUACAGGACCCUCUUGGAGAAUGGGAACUCGGGCUCCGCUGCCGCGCCGCAGGACGCCGCCGCGGGCGCCAGGGUGCGGCCCUCGAAGUUCGUCUCGUCGAGGUCUGCCUCCAGGAACACCAGGUACUCGGUGUUCGGUUGAAGGAGUAGGACCUAAUGCUUUCGUCUACGCCUUGAAC
This is a messenger RNA of Penaeus indicus, 2735 nucleotides long. RefSeq lists its product as uncharacterized. Lineage: Eukaryota; Metazoa; Arthropoda; Malacostraca; Decapoda; Penaeidae. The record is from RefSeq and is a predicted model, not a curated record. Gene Ontology annotation, molecular function: chitin binding. The coding region runs from base 1211 to 2698 and encodes 495 amino acids. Gene Ontology annotation, cellular component: extracellular region. The transcript has 4 exons.